AUGACAGCCAAAGAGCUGAGGAGUGACUCUGCUCCCUUCUCCUCCUCGCUGUCAGGGAAGUCCUCUGGUUUCAAGGCCUUCACAGGCUCCCAGGGCCUGCGUCUGUAUUUAGAGAAUCCAGGGGACUGCAUCUCGUCAGAGAAGCCCAGGCUGCACUACUUCAGCACAGGAGGGCAGAUGGAGUCGAUCCAGUGGCUCCUGGCUGCUGCUGGGCUAGAGGUUGAAGAGAAAUUUGUAGACACUCUGGAAGACUUUCAAAAGUUAAAAAAUGAUGGGAGUUUGAUGUUCCAGCAAGUGCCAACGGUCGAAAUUGAUGGGAUGAAGCUGGUGCAGAGCAGAGCCAUUCUCAACUACAUCGCCACCAAACACAACCUCUAUGGGAAAGACAUCAAGGAGAGAGCCCCCAUUGACAUGUACAUAGAAGGUGUGGCAGAUUUGAAUGAAAUGUACCUUUUUUGGUCCAUAAGCCCACCCAACGAACAAGCUGCCAAGAUGACCCAGAUGAAAGACAAAAUAGCAAAUUGUUAUUUGCCUGCAUUUGAAAAAGUGUUAAACAGCCACGGACAAGACUACCUGGUUGGCAACAGGCUGAGCAGAGCUGACAUUCAUCUGGUUGAACUUCUCUACACUGUUGAUGAGCUUGACCCC
This is a messenger RNA of Equus quagga, 648 nucleotides long. Its product is annotated as glutathione S-transferase A1-like. The transcript has 7 exons. Gene Ontology annotation, cellular component: extracellular exosome; cytosol. The record is from RefSeq and is a predicted model, not a curated record. Gene Ontology annotation, molecular function: glutathione transferase activity. Gene Ontology annotation, biological process: xenobiotic metabolic process; glutathione metabolic process. Lineage: Eukaryota; Metazoa; Chordata; Mammalia; Perissodactyla; Equidae. The annotation marks the transcript as partial.